This is a messenger RNA of Fibroporia radiculosa, 2601 nucleotides long. RefSeq lists its product as uncharacterized. Lineage: Eukaryota; Fungi; Basidiomycota; Agaricomycetes; Polyporales; Fibroporiaceae. The record is from RefSeq and is a predicted model, not a curated record. Bases 1 to 2601 code for a protein of 866 amino acids. The transcript has 4 exons.
AUGUCCACGAUUUUUGAUAAGGCACCUGAAUCGGCUACAGAUACAUCCGCGGAAGAAUAUUCACAGGACGCCACACCUGCACCUGUGCCCGCGCCCACCACCCCGCCUCGACAAUCGGCUGAUUUAUCGUCUGCGGGGCCGAACAAACCAGAGUCGACGCCACGCAGUGCAAAGCCUUCGAGCCAGAGCACACACGCGUUUGUAGAGAAGCGAGAUCGAAGGAAACGUCUCGGGGAUCUAGCGAAAGAGAUGGUGCCACAACUUGCUGAAGUACCGGUUGAGGAAUUUAUGGAGAAGCUGGUACCAGGAUCUGACCCCAACGAGGAUGUGCGUAAGACAUUCAAGCAAUUUAUAGGCAACAGCUAUGAUGGCAAGGAGGACGGGAUGUAUCGGAACUUUUGCGAGGUCGUCACAUCAUUUCUUGAUUCUUGCGGGAAGGACGAGGACAGGCUGGUUGUCAAGGCGACCGCUCAGUGGCCUGACACAUCUGCAGGUGACAGCAGCAUGGACAAGGACACCAAUAGACAGAGGCCGGAUCUGAUGGUCUAUCCUACGACAGAGGCGGCGAAGAAGGCGUACACUCUCUCGGCGAAAGAUAUUAAUAAUAGCAGGAGGAAGGAUCGAGCGCACGACGCGCGGACGUCGUGGGCGUGGUCGCUGCUUCCGAUCGAGCUCAAGUCAGACGAGCACAGAGAGCGGCCAUUCCAGUUCUCUGCGAAAGGAUUUCAUCGGUCGACAAACAGCAGUGAUGCUGCCGUCGGUCUCGGCCAGUUAUCGGAAUACGCUUGGAACAUAAUGCGCUGGCAACACCGACAAUUCUGUUUCAUGUUGGUCGUGUGUGGUCGUUUUGCUCGAAUAAUCCGAUGGGACAGAGCUGGAGGCCUGGUAUCAAGUAGUGUCAACUUUGUCGACGACCCUACGAUCCUGCAGAACUUCUUAUAUCGAUUCGGACACAUGAGCAGGGAGGAGCGGGGAUAUGACCCGACUGUCACGCUUGCGCGACAGGAGUACAUAGACGAGAUGUACAGCUGUCAGAAGGAGCUCUCUACGUACCAGCAGCAGCGUUUCGCCAAGGCAUUCCCGAAGGAGACGGAGAGAGGGCAGUGGCCAAUCUACGAGGUCUGCAUGCGGAAGGAAGACGUCGUCACUCCUAGCACCAUCAACUGCGAUGAGGUGAAGAAGUCGGCGUCGCGCCUAGGAGACGAUUCUGCCUCUGGAGGACCAUGCGAAGGACAGGAAGACGAGAGGGCGAAGUAUCUGCGGUUCCUAAUUGGGAAAGCGACCUUCAUCAGCAGUUCGCCGACAGGACGAGCGACGAAGGGAUUCGUUGCUUUCGACAUGCACCUAAGACGACUUGUAUUCUUGAAGGACGUGUGGCGAGUGACUAGUGUUCCUACUGAAUUGGAGGUCUACGAGAGACUGUGGAAGCAUACAGUAUGCAACAUCCUGACGCCAAUCUGCGGAGGAGAUGUGGGAGGGUCACAGUCGUCUGGAUCGCCAUCGCCGCAGACGACAAGAACGCAGGAAUUUGUGAAGAAGCAAUCUGUGCGGGUGCACUUUCGAUUGAUUGUAUAUCAAGUCUGCAAGCCUCUGACGGAAUAUAGCCACUCGAGAGAGCUUAUAUGCAUACUUCUUGAUGCGAUAGAAUGCCAUCAAGAUGCUUGGCUGAAGGCUAUGAUUCUCCACCGGGAUGUGAGCGUUGGGAAUGUUUUGAUUGACGUUGACACCAAGAUCAACGAUAACACUAUCAUACGUGGGAUCUUGAGCGACUGGGACAUGUGCAAGUACAAAGAAGACUUAGAUAAGGGAGCUGCGCAGCGACAGCGUUCGGGUACAUGGCAAUUCAUGUCCGCUCUGCUAUUGAAAGACCCCAUAAAACGCCACGAGGUGUCUGACGACAUCGAGUCGUUCGUGCAUCUCACGAAUUGGCUUAUCGUUAGAUUUCAUCCACACAACUUGAGCGGACAGUCGCAUCGCCAGCUGCUGCUUGAUUACGUGACAUUAACGUAUGAUAAACACAUUUCCAAGGACGGCGCCGACGUCGGUGGAGACCAAAAGCUGAUUCAUAUGCGAAAUGGGGAGGUUGGGUUCUAUCCAAAAGCUCAAGUAUUGGAGGAUCUCACUCAAUUACUGGCCGAGAUGUGCAAAGACCAUUAUGCCACCCUCACCUUAUAUACCCAGCGACUCGAAGGUAGGGAGGACUCGAAGACACCGACGCUGAUCGUUGGAGAGCCAGACGGUCCCUAUCGGCGUUCGCGUCCUACCACUAACCCUAUGAUCAAUUAUCCUCGCGAACCCAAAGAACAGCCGGCGGGGAAACCAACAUUGUCCACCCAUAAAGCAAUUAUAGAUAUCUUCACACUUAUGACUCAUUAUGCACCUUCUGGAGACAAAUGCUCUGACCAAUUCAAGAUGCUUUGGGUUAUAUCAACGUCUGGAGGACAGAAGCGUAGCCUGGAGAGCUCGGAACCACUGACAUCGCACCAGGCGAAGAAGGCUAAGGGAGAUUCGCGAGAGGAGUCGUCUGGAGUGCGUGGAAGUAGUACCUCUCGCACGGGUUCGUUACCUGUGGUUGACGAGGGUGCGGAAGAGGCUGGCUGA